AUGGCCGUCGCUUAUACAAAACCAUUGUGCACUGCAGGCUCGUCACACCCAUACCUACUAGAUGCCAAGGAUAGCCUAAAAACUGGUGUAAGAAACACUGUGUGUUCUGACUUACACCUUGACAUUUCUAGUCCGCUUGGAGAUGAAUUACCGGAUGUUAUCAAGAAACUGAGACUAAUUCUCGAGCCGAUCUCUGGUAAUGUCUCUUAUCACGUCAUUGCCGGGACCACGGAACUGGGAAGACCACAAUGGUCAGGCAGAGUGCUAGGGAAAGGCUAUUGGAUCCAUUGGAUCCUCAUUCGAUGGGAAUGUGCCCAUCAUUGUAUCAUUGAUUCUAGCUGGACAGCUCAGGCUUUCUUUUGUCCUGGAUGCCUUCGAAAGAGGAGCCAGAAGAUACAGGCAAAAAAUGGCACACCUCCAGUGUUAAAUCCUCAACAUAAGUAA
Messenger RNA from Funneliformis geosporum, 444 nucleotides. The record is from the annotation of a GenBank genome assembly. Lineage: Eukaryota; Fungi; Glomeromycota; Glomeromycetes; Glomerales; Glomeraceae.